AUGGCCGCUCUAACGGUUAGGCGGUCCCUCGCGUAUCCGAGCCGUCUCGCUCUUCUGAAGGCGUUUCACGCUUCGUUUGACUUGAUUACUAUCCGCGAGUCUGCGUUUAUCCCUGAACCGUUUUCACCUCGUCGUCUCUCAAGCCGGUCAGGCAGAAUGGCGAGCUCUCGCCUGUCUCUGCUGCUUCCGCUGCUCCUCGCCCUCGCCCUCGCCCUCGCCCUCGCGCCGUCGCUCUCCACCCACGGAUCUGCCCUCGCUCGCUCCAUCUCCGCAAGUGACGUCAGCGACGGGGAUAUCGACCGUUCUGUUACUGCGACUGCCAGUAGCGAGGGGGACUCCACCGCGGUGGCGGUGCCGGGAGCGGAGGAGCACGUGCGCAGGUCGCUCCAGUCGCAGAAAGUCUCAUGUGACCAGAACUCAAUUCUUCCUACUUACCGCGUUAUCUCAGACCUGGGCAACGGCACCAAGGUGAUCCAGCUGAUUAUCAAGAACUUGUGCCCCUAUGACGUCAUCGGCAGGCUUAUCUUCUGGAAUUGCCAAAUGGAUACGAUUUUUGCAGCCGGCAACACCAACUUCCAGACUGGAAAGCUCUUGUUUAACAAGUGCUGCAAAGCCCGUGGUCAAUUUUUUUGCGAGUUGGCAAUCAACACCACUGAUGGGGGCGUGCAGUUGCGCGCUGGCAAGGAGUUCAAAGUGCUGUACUCAGGGACAAGAAUAACCCAUCCUUGUGUGCAGCAGAUCAUGUUCAAGAAUCAAGAUAGGUACUAUCUCGAUGUCAACAAGUGGCCAUAUGAGUGCUACUCUUACGGGGUGUAA
Molecule: messenger RNA, 816 nt
Organism: Closterium sp. Yama58-4
Lineage: Eukaryota; Viridiplantae; Streptophyta; Zygnematophyceae; Desmidiales; Closteriaceae
Source: the annotation of a GenBank genome assembly